Volvox carteri f. nagariensis is the source of this 1189-nucleotide messenger RNA. RefSeq names its product plastid/chloroplast ribosomal protein L7/L12 (gene prpL12). Gene Ontology annotation, biological process: translation. Gene Ontology annotation, cellular component: ribosome. Gene Ontology annotation, molecular function: structural constituent of ribosome. Bases 62 to 550 code for a protein of 162 amino acids. Lineage: Eukaryota; Viridiplantae; Chlorophyta; Chlorophyceae; Chlamydomonadales; Volvocaceae. The transcript has a single exon. The record is from RefSeq and is a predicted model, not a curated record.
CCUCUGCUGCACUAAGCCAAUAGUUGAGAAACACGUUCUUACUACAUCUAGAUCAAUAGCAAUGGCCCUGUGCAUGCAGACCAGGUCGAUUGCGGGCGUCCGGCCCCGCACCAGCGCUGUUCGUAGCGUUCCUUUCCGUGGCAGCCGCAUGGUUGUCCGUGCCAGCCCUGCUGUUUCCGAGAUUGUGGACAAGCUGAAGACUUUGACACUGCUGGAGGCUUCUGAGCUGGUCUCUGAGAUCGAGAAGACCUUCGGAGUGGAUGCCUCGGCUGCCGCUCCUGUAGCUGUCGCCGCCAUGCCAGCUGCUGCUGCUGCUGCUCCAGUUGUUGAGGAGAAGACUACCUUCGAUGUGGUGCUGGAGGACAUCCCAGCCGACAAGAAGGUCGGCAUCUACAAGGUGGUCCGCAACAUUGCCAACAUUGCCGUCAACCAGGUCAAGGAGUUCACGGCCACUCUGCCUAAGGUUCUGAAGGAGGGCUUGAGUAAGGAGGACGCCGAGGCCGCCAAGACUCAACUGCUUGAGGCUGGCGCUAAGGCUAAGGUGGUGUAAGCUCGCCUUGCCAUGAUCUUUGAUCGUCUGUGAGUCUAUUUUGCAAAUAUGCUUGGUGACAGCGGCAAAUUUUCCUAGGUUGUCGGCUGCAGCCAAAGGUCGUGUAAUGGUGGACAAUGGUGAGUCGGCUCUGGUCGCGCACUAGUUCAGUGUUGAGGCUAGGAUAAGGCUCAAGGUCCUGCAAUGUCCCCAGGAUUAUAUUACAUGAUGGAGACAGACGUUGCCUGUCUAGAUUAUGGGUAAGGGCCUGACAGGUGUUUUGCGAUUGGCCUGUGUUAGCGCUGGGGUGAUGCGGGCUGAUGGGACCUCUGUUACUUCGCUGUGCACUUUUUGCACUAUGGUCGUUCAUCAUGGAGCCCAGCAAUGAAGACAAAGUUGACUUGACUUUGACGCGUGUUUCAAAGGUGGAAGAGUUGUGUAAGUGGAGGCUGCCUGAUUAUGCUUGCUCCCUAAUUCGUCAUACCUCUUAUUCUUCCAUUCAUUUUGGCUCUCUCUUACGGCAAGUGAAGUAUGAGAUAUACACCCGGCGGGAAAGGAGACAAGUGUAAUCGUGGCAGGCAGAGCCUACAAACGGUGUACAUAACUCGACCGAACAGUCACCUACUAGGUGAGAUCAGGGUUUAGUAUCGGAAGCGUGUG